AUGUUAUUCUCUGUAGGAGUGGAAGCGUGUCGGGUCUGACACUGAAGCUCAUUCGCACUUCCGUCAGCGAGAUGCUGGAGACUCUCUCCGAUGAUGAUUACGUCAACAUCGUCUCUUUCAACAAUUCGGCCAAGUCGGUCGCCUGCUUUAAAAACCUGGUCCAAGCCAAUGUCCGUAAUAAGAAGAUUCUGAAGGAGGCAGUCCAGAAGAUCACAGCGAAUGGCACCACUGACUAUAAAAUCGGCUUUAAGGAGGCUUUUGGCCAGCUCUCCUCAAUGAAUUUUUCAAGAGCAAACUGUAAUAAAAUCAUCAUGCUAUUCACUGAUGGAGGGGAGGACAGAGCUUCAGAGAUCUUUGACAAUUACAACAGGAAAAAGGAGGUUCGGAUCUUCACCUUUUCUGUGGGCCAGCAUAACUAUGAUAAGACACCAAUUCAAUGGAUGGCUUGCAAUAACAAUGGUUAUUAUUAUGAGAUCCCCUCGAUUGGAGCCAUCAGGAUCAACACCCAGGAGUACCUGGAUGUGUUGGGUAGACCCAUGGUGAAAGAAUAUGACAGCGCAAAAACUGUCCAGUGGACCAACGUUUAUGUGGACGCUCUAGAAUUGGGGCUUGUGAUUACAGGCACUCUGCCUGUGUUCAAUAAGACCAGCACCAGUAAAGACAAGAAUAAGGCCCAGAGCCAGUUGAUUUUGGGGGUGAUGGCCAUAGACGUGUCUCUGGAUGACAUCAAGAGACUGACUCCACAUUACACUCUUGGACCAAAUGGAUAUUACUUCGCCAUCGACCCCAACGGCUACGUGCUGCUUCAUCCCAACCUUCAGCCGAAGGAUCUCAAGUCUCAAGAACCCGUGACAUUGGACUUCUUAGAUGCAGAAUUAGAGGAUGAAGUGAAGGUGGAGAUCAGAAGCAGUAUGAUAGAUGCUCAGAACGAUCAAAAGAGAUUCCAAACACUUAUGACAUCUCAAGAUAAGCGUUACAUAGACAGAGGCAUCAGAACCUACACUUGGACUCCAGUCAAUAAAACAAACUACAGUCUCGCUUUAGUUCUACCUGAUUACAGUGUCAGCUACAUCAAAGCCAAUAUAGUAGACAUCAUCACUCAGGCCAAAUCUUGGAAUGUCUCUGAAAAUUCCGAAGAAACUGUUUUUGAAAGCCUUCAUUUGGAACACUUUGAAGAGUAUGGACAUACUUUAAUAGCACCCAGAGUUUACUGCUCAGACCUGAAAGUUCAGAGUGACAACCACACACAGUUCCUCACAGACUUCAUUGAGUACAUUGACAUACAUACCCCCAACAACUCGCCGUGUAAUAUGGAGUUAAUAAACAGACUGCUGCUGGACGCUGGAAUCACCGCUGAACUGGCCAAACACUGGAACAAACAGAAGCUGAAUGACAGAAUCAGGGCUAAGUUUGUGUUGACAGACGGCGGAGUCACUAGAAUCUAUCCUGCGAGUGCUGGUUCAGAAUGGACUGAGCAUGCAGAAACAUACAAGUCCAGUUUCUACAAGAGAAGUCUGGACAACAACAUUUAUGUAUUUACAUCAUCACCAUAUGCAGUCAAUGAUUCUAUUUUAGUGAGCAGAGCGAUGGACCUGAGAGUUGAUGAAUUCCUGCUGAAGCCAGCAGUGGUUGGUGUAAAACUGGAUAAACAGACUUGGAUGGAAAGCUUCAUCAAAGCUACGAUCACGCCCAAAUGUGUUGGCGAAAUAUGUGGGUGCAGGAGGGACGAUAGCAAUCUGGACUGCUUUCUUCUGGAUGAUGGAGGCUUCCUUGUCAUGACCAAUAAGGAUGAUUAUAUCAAUAAGAUCGGACAGUUUUUCGGUAUGAUUGACCCCAGCCUAAUGAGGAAUCUGAUAAACGAAUCCCUGUUCUCCGUCAACAUAACCUACGACUACCAGGCCCUCUGUGAUCCCACCAAAGAAACUAAAGCCGCCGCUGGUCUCAGAUCAGUCUAUGUGCCCACCAUAGCUGACAUCCUGAACAUUGGUUGGUGGGCUUCUGCAGCAGCCUGGUCGAUAUUGCAGCAGUUGUUUGUCAGCAUCACAUUUCCUAACUUCCUUGAGGCAGCGGACCUAGACGAUGACCUGUCUGAGAUGCCAUCUAAAGAGAGUUGCAUUAAAGAGCAGAAACAAUAUUUCUUUGAGAACAAUGAGACAUCUUUUAAGGGGACUAUUGAUUGUCAAAACUGCUCCAGGCAGUUCAUAGCUGAAAAGCUUCCAAAAACAAAUCUGGUGCUUAUUGUUGCCGACUCAAAAGAACCGUGUUGCCAGGCUGAUGAAAGAUUUUUCUCCCAGGAAGAAAAGCCGUCUCCAGGUCCUGACCCCUGUGAGAUAGCCCUGAACCCACGCUAUCGGAAAGGUCCGGACCAGUGCUUUGACAACAACACAAGUGAUGAGGCCAUGUGUAGGAGAAAUGCAGGCUCUCCACUGCUUUCCUCUCUGCUCAUGUUACUGCUGCCAGUGUUCAUGUGCUGUCUCGGGAGCAGAAUGAGGAUUGCGGUGGGGCGUCAAGUCUGAGUCCAUCUAUCGAGUCCAUGAUCAUCAUCCAGCUGCCGCUGCUCUGGCUUCUGAUUGGACGAGGACACUGCCUCUCGUGACCUCAGCAUAGAGACGCCACACCCCUCUACAAUGCCAAAACGUACAUUUAAACAUUCAUCUGGACUCCCACGCUACAGCCCAGCACAUGGAGGGAGAGGCUCUGACCCAGGAAGUACAAAACCCAAGCCGCGAUCACUCACAGCCUUUGAGGUCAAAGUUGGUCGGAGAUGAUAAAUGAGCAACGACCUUUGACAUUUGACCCGUAAGGUCAGACUCCUUCCUCAUGAGCGACAGGGUGGGCAGACCUUGACACUUCAUCGUCACUUCGCUGUGAAGAAAGGUCCUGUCUUUAAAAUGAAAAAAUUAUCCAAUCACAACACUGCCAACCAAAGUUUCGCCCUUUACCGGUGUGAUGCCUUUUUUAACCUAUUUGUCCUUCGACAUAUUUACAUGGCUAAUUCCUCAGUAUUAUAAACUUUUCAUAUGUGACUUUUAUGGUUUGCCCUGCUGAGAUUUUUAAAGGAUCCCUCUGGGUUGGGUCAAAAUCCAGCCUUGUUUGUGGUCUGCAGCCCAUUACUGGAAAAGAAAAGGACAAGUGAGCUUGUGACCCGAUGCAAAAGUUUCUUGUUUUUCCCAGUGGUCUCCACCUCUGUGCCUCGGGAAUAACGGUUUCGUUUCUGACCGCUGUUUCGAGUGAACAGUACCUCCCUCUCUUUGUCCGUGGAUACCUGUAUUCACUAUUUUUUAUCGGCCCAUAGUGCGUUUCAAAUGCACCCAGCUGCCAAACCUUACCUUGUGUGUGGUGUUGCUGUACUUUGCCCUUGAUGCCAAGCAGGUCGUGUGGCCAAGCAGCCCUUUGGUUCUCAUUCAGGGCUUUUUAAAUGACAGCCGAUUCGUACUGACCUAAAAGCUUGCUGUGUGUGUUUUUGGUCCGUUAGCUGUUUAUUUGAGAUGGUUUAAAGUAAUGCAAAUGAGCAAAGAGUUUUCUGCUGUAUGUUUAAUGUGGAGUUUUAUGUGCUCUGUUUAAUGUAUGUGUGUGGAUAUGUAGUUGCUGACUGGUGAAAGGUGUUUAUGACAUAGUUGCUCUUUCCCAUGUUUUAAUUUCAUCUGGAGAACUCAGAAAGGUGGAAAGAAUAUUAUCUAAUGUUUACAGAUAUUUUGAGAUGCUCGGGAGUUUUUAUAAGAAAUGUUGGGCCUGGUUGUGCUGUCUGAGUCUCUAAUGUGUCGUUUUUCACUUUAAUGUCAGAGGCAGAGCUCUGUCAGCCUUUUUUUUUUUUUCUGUCAACGUGCCUUGAUGUGAAUGGUUUCAUAUAAAAUUAAGCAAAGGAAUAUCACAAUGUGCAAUCUGACCCAGAGAAAUGCAAAAUAUCAUCAUUCUGAUCUGAUGAAAAAUUCAACUUCUGUCCCUUUAAGAGGUCCUGACUGGAUCUUUGUGCCUCAUUGAAAUCUUGGCCAAAAUUCAACAUUUAUGGAAUAAUUAAGAUUUUGAGAAGAGACAAGAAUACUUACGGAAGCCCUGGACUGCUCACAAAUUGAAUGUUAUAAAAAUAUUCUUCAGUGUUUUAUUUGUUUAAUAUUCAUAAUAAUAAUAUAUAUAUUUAAAUAAUUAUUAUGUCUGUAAAAAAGCCAAGCUACCUUUUUUUUUAAUUGAAGUAUUCAGUUCAAAGUUUUUUUUUCUGUUUUGAAGAGAAGGAGGGAUGCCUAAUGCUUAGCCAGUACCCAAUAUAUUCAAUAUUGUAUUGAUUAUGAAAUAUGGUGAUUAAUUAAUAGCAAACAGAUGAUUUCUGCAAGUAAUAAUGGGCUUUUGGCUUAUGUACAAAAUCAUUUGGGUAUCUGUCAGAGCUGAUUACAAUCGUGUUCUUUCUAAUUUUAGAAGAGUAGACAAACAGGAAAUUAAAAAAAAAAAACAUGAAGACACACAACAUCAAAUCCAGAAUGGAAAGUGAAUUUUAGUGAGCAACAUCUCUGCUACUUUAUGCAUCAUUUCCUCUGUACACAGGAAACGGUUUUGGUAAUGCACCUGAAAACAACAUGAUUGGACUUUGUGGAUUUGGCUUGCGUUGAAAAGCCAUUCUUCUCAAACUCUUUCCAUGAUUUAUCACUGUAAUCAGACAAGCAUUCUAGAUGUGAUGUGCAUUAAAUCAGUGUAUGAUAAAAAAAAAAUUAAAAAAAAAGAACAUCGUAGUUAAUUGGCUGUCAACAUGAGAAAUUAUUGAAAACAUUUCCAGUUCCAGACUGUUAACUCAAAGAAUUACCCACGUUAAUUCCCAGCAAAAGUAAUGUCAUCUUGUUCAUCUAUACUAAGUAUAAAGUACAUAUUUGAAAUACUGUAUCCCAUAAUGCAAUGCAUCCAACUUGACCUUCUUUUAAAAAAAACUGCAAAAAUUGACAUAUUUAUACAAAUCAGUACACAUUGUUUCCCAUCUGAUGAUGUCACAAUGUAGGAUUCUACUGUUUAAAAAGUGCAUAUGAAAAUUUUGGACUCAGACCUUAAAGGCGUGAAAGGUGCAAUUACAUUUAGCAAAAUUGCACUGGAAAAAAUCGAGUUAUUUCAGUAGGAAUCUGUGCGAUCUUGAGCUUCGUAUGAGGACGGUAGCAGAUUUUGUGAAUAUUUGCUGGCUUUGAAAGUCAGCUGUGCUUCAUACGUCAUUACAUUACCGACAAAGGACUUUUUUGCUAAAUCUCGCUGAAAUUUCGUUAAUGUGACCUCACCUUAACAUUCACUGCCUUUUUCACUGAGCUCAGAUGCUGUCACCUCAGGAACAGAAAAAUGCUAAAUGUGAUUUAAAAAGCUGUCUCUCUGCUCUGUUUGGGUUUUGAUCUCUGGAAUUGUCUGAUAGUGUGAAGUGUGUUUUAAGUGGUCAGUCAGAUCCUGCUGCCUCCACUUGUCUCCUGGCUGACCGUUAGUCUGCAUCAGUCAGUUUUUGGAGGACUUAUCCCUAGGCUUAUUUUCAGCCCCCUUAACUGUACUGUCAUCCAGUGGUUCACAUCUGGUUUUGCUUCAAGAACCAGAUUUCAAGUGGUGACCCAAACCAUACCAAACGUAACCUUCAUUUAAUGUAGUCUGUUUUUUUUAAACCACACAUAGUUUUGUUCAUGGUUUUGGAACAAUUUCAAACAGCCGUGUUGUCAUCGGCCUAAUUUGUUUAAAUAGCUUCUAGUAAAAUGACAAAUAAAAUUACGCCAAAGUAUUUGACGUCAACUAAAAAAAAAAAGAUAUAGGAAGCAUUUACUCUUUCUUUUAAAAAGCUGAUGUUUAGACGUGCAGUCUUUUACGGAGCCCCAGGAAAAAAUAGUAGGCUAAAUUGUGUGCACGAUUUACUAAUUCAUUCCCUCAAUGUACUAAAACGUGCACACAAUUACUAUUAAAUUCCCUCGAUUUAUUAUUACGUGUGCAUAAUUUAGCAAAUCGAGGGAACACAAUAGUAAAUCGAGG
Carassius auratus (goldfish) is the source of this 5973-nucleotide messenger RNA. Its product is annotated as voltage-dependent calcium channel subunit alpha-2/delta-1-like. Gene Ontology annotation, molecular function: voltage-gated calcium channel activity. Gene Ontology annotation, cellular component: L-type voltage-gated calcium channel complex. The transcript is spliced from 32 exons. Bases 72 to 2516 code for a protein of 814 amino acids. The record is from RefSeq and is a predicted model, not a curated record. Lineage: Eukaryota; Metazoa; Chordata; Actinopteri; Cypriniformes; Cyprinidae.